Scomber scombrus (Atlantic mackerel) is the source of this 1410-nucleotide messenger RNA. It is a transcript of the gene gfra1a, whose product is annotated as gdnf family receptor alpha 1a. Gene Ontology annotation, cellular component: external side of plasma membrane; signaling receptor complex. Lineage: Eukaryota; Metazoa; Chordata; Actinopteri; Scombriformes; Scombridae. Gene Ontology annotation, biological process: nervous system development. Gene Ontology annotation, molecular function: signaling receptor activity. The record is from RefSeq and is a predicted model, not a curated record.
AUGAUCCUCACAGUGCUGUAUGUGCUCCUGCCUCUUUUAGAUGUGUUGUCUUAUGCUGAGGAGAACCUGCGUGCUGGAGCCAGCCGGCUGGACUGUGUGAGAGCCAGCGAGCAGUGCCUGAAGGAGCAGACGUGCAGCACCAAGUACCGCACGAUGAGGCAGUGCGUGACCGGCGGCAAGGAGAGCAACUUCAGCAUGGUGUCCGGCCUGGAGGCCAAGGACGAGUGCAGGAGCGCCAUGGACGCGAUCAAACAGAGCCCGCUGUACAACUGCAGGUGUAAAAGGGGCAUGAAGAAAGAGAAGAACUGCCUGCGCAUUUACUGGGGGAUCUAUCAGACAUUACAAGGUAAUGAUUUCUUGGAGGAUUCCCCCUAUGAGCACGUGAACGGUCGUCUAUCUGACAUUUUCCGCCUGGCUCCCAUCUUAGGUGAGCCUGCAGUGGCCAGAGAGAAUAACUGUCUGAAUGCCGCUAAGGCCUGCAACCUGAAUGACACGUGCAAGAAGUACCGCUCAGCCUACAUCAGUCCCUGCACCAGCCGCGUCUCCACCGCGGAAGUCUGCAACAAGAGGAAGUGCCACAAGGCCCUGCGGCAGUUCUUUGACAAGGUUCCUCCGAAGCACAGCUACGGCAUGCUGUUCUGCUCUUGCCCGCUCAGCGACCAGACGGCUUGUUCUGAACGCAGGCGUCAGACGAUAGUUCCCGUCUGCUCGUACGAAGAAAAGCAAAAACCAAACUGUCUGGAACUGCAGGCCACCUGCAAGACCAACUACAUCUGCAGGUCACGUCUGGCUGACUUCUUUGCCAACUGCCAGCCGGAGCCUCGCUCGCUGUCAGGCUGCCUGAAGGAGAACUACGCAGACUGUCUGCUGGCAUACUCGGGUCUGAUUGGUACGAUGAUGACCCCCAACUACCUGCGCUCGCCCAAGAUCAGCGUGUCUUCCUACUGCGACUGCAGCAACAGCGGCAACAACAAGGACGAGUGUGACAAGUUCACCGAGUUUUUCACAGAGAACACCUGCCUCCGUAACGCCAUCCAGGCGUACGGUAACGGGACAGAUGUUGGUGUGUGGCAGCCGAUGUCUCCCGUCCAGACCACCACCUCCACCACUACGCCCUACCAGAGGAACCGCGAACGCAACCCCAACACCAUCGACAACAACCACAUCAACACAGACCCGAGCAUCUAUCACUUCUGUGGCAGUCUACAGGCUCAGAAAUUGAAGUCAAACUCAACUGUUGAUGGCGUCUUAUGUGUGGACCCUCAGAUAGACGGUCCGAGCACAUCCAACGCCAUCCUGAAAAACUCAGCUCCCUCCAGACGGCCCGCAGAUCUGGUCUCUCUGCUGCCCCCGCUGCUGUGGCUGUGGUACUGCACCCUGCCUGCGCUGUCCUCGCCGGGCGUCUUGUAG